This is a messenger RNA of Paraphaeosphaeria sporulosa, 482 nucleotides long. RefSeq lists its product as uncharacterized. NCBI's taxonomy places the organism in Eukaryota, Fungi, Ascomycota, Dothideomycetes, Pleosporales, Didymosphaeriaceae. The record is from RefSeq and is a predicted model, not a curated record. The transcript has 2 exons. Bases 225 to 482 code for a protein of 85 amino acids.
GCAUCACCUUUGUUCUCGUUGUUUCCUGCUGCUGUCCUGCGGUCUUCUUUAGUGAUUGUAAUAUUACCUCCCCCCUUAGGGCUAUCGUCCUGAUACCCUUGUCUUUGCCCUGCGGCGUGGUGUUUUAGCGGGGUCGGCAUCGUUCCCGGCCAUAUAAAGUCCCGAAGCCCUCUGUCUAGAAACGUCGUGCCCGUGCGCAGAACAUCGAGUCUUGGGGUUUGGAGAUGGCUGGCUCUCUAGGUUGUGAACGUUGUAGGUGGAUGAAGCUUUGCUGUUUCGUAGACGUAGCGUCGGGUUGUUGUGCUGGGUGUAUUUUAGUGCAUGCUGAAUGCAGCCUCUUUGUUCUGGAGAGCGAUUGGCAGCGGAUCCAAGACGAAGAGGAAGAGACUUGGUUAGCGCUGCUGCGGGCGCGUGCUGAGGCGGCUUGUCUUGAGCUGGCGCUUGCCGAGGUGGAGCAGAAGAAGCGUUCUUAUGCUCGUUAG